UGUAGUUCCGCUUGUAGGCCGCUGCUCUAGAUAAUAGCGCAGGAAGGAACAAAACAGAACAAAAAUAAGCGAACUUACACGGAAUUGCAGUAAUACUAAUAGAUUUUCUACACAAUAAUGCCCGGGUUCACUUGCUGCGUGCCUGGAUGCUACAAUAACUCACACCGAGACCGCGAACUGCGAUUCUACACUUUUCCCAAGGAUCCCGAUCAGCGCGAGAUAUGGCUGAAGAACAUUUCGCGGGCCGGGGUGAGUGGCUGUUUCAGCACGUUCCAGCCCACCACCGGGCAUCGCGUCUGCAGCGUCCACUUUACGGGCGGCAGAAAAACAUACACUAUUAGAGUCCCCACUCUGUUCCCUUUGCGUGGGGUGAACGAGAGAAAGAACAGAAGGGGCAGAAACAAAAAGGUCUCCAUGGUCGUACCCAUCAUUACUAACGUCGUUGGCUCGUGCCCCGAUUCGGGAGCGCCAGUGGAAGAAGAGUCGGAGACGAAAAACGUGACCUUUGUGCAGAUAGAUCAGAACGGCGAAUACAUGUCGCCCGUGGACCUCACCGCUUCAGGGGACGGCUCCUGUCUCACUGCUGUAGUCUCGGGCUCGAGUGGAGAUCUGCCCGGGGGCAGCGCGACACCCGUGGUUUUCUCGCAGGCCGAUAUCGGGUUGUGCGGAGCCGAUCACUCGUAUUCGCUCACCACCGGUACGACGUCCGCAGAACUGCUGAGGAAGCUGAACGAGCAGCGGGACAUCAUUGCGCUGAUGGAGAUUAAAAUGAAGGAAAUGAAGAACAUCAUCCGACAGCUGCGGAUCAGCGAGGCGCGUCUGCAGGAGGAGCUGCGGGAGAGGGACCGUAUGAUGCCCGCCAACACCGCCACCAAUACCACCACCAUCAUCAAGAGGAAACUCUGACGAGCAACGCAAAAAGGAUGGACUUAAUACAGGACGGUCUGUGCCCGGUGAAUCUGUAAUAUCACAGCAACAAAGCGACGACAAUUGAGUUACACAGUAGUUCUCAUUUGACUUCUCUUGUCUUUUCCCGAUUAAUAGAUAGAGAGCUGUGUGUUUCAGUAUACACAAGUUGAACAUGUAUUCACGGGCUGUCAGGCACAGCGCUACAUUAUAGGACUAAGAUGAAUUCAGGAGACCGGUCCUUUCUGUUUCAUAUUUAAUAAUAUGCAUUUGGGUUUGAUCUGUGAUGAAGGCCUUUUAUCUGUUUGCAGCAGCCCAAGUCCAGUCUUGUUACAUACACACAGAGACUUCUUCAUAUAAGUGUGUAAAGCAUUUGCUUAUUUCCUUCCUUUGUUGUUGUUUUUAAAUGUCCGAGUGCUAAGAUCUGAACUACUUGUCCAGGUGGAGUGAUUUAUUACAAGUAACUGCAUUUAAAAAAGGUGAAUGGUUUGAAGUAAACAGCUUUUGAACUUUAA
Molecule: messenger RNA, 1421 nt
Organism: Paramisgurnus dabryanus
Lineage: Eukaryota; Metazoa; Chordata; Actinopteri; Cypriniformes; Cobitidae
Gene: thap11
Product: THAP domain containing 11
Biological process (GO): regulation of transcription by RNA polymerase II
Cellular component (GO): nucleoplasm
Molecular function (GO): RNA polymerase II cis-regulatory region sequence-specific DNA binding
Source: RefSeq, a predicted model, not a curated record